Schistosoma curassoni is the source of this 4372-nucleotide messenger RNA. The record is from the annotation of a GenBank genome assembly. Lineage: Eukaryota; Metazoa; Platyhelminthes; Trematoda; Strigeidida; Schistosomatidae.
UAAAGGUUAAAUAGCAUUACUUGAAAUAUGCUUCAUCUUAAGUGUAAUGUUAUGAUGUAACGUACCUUCUCCGUCAUAAUGUUCAAAUGAGAAUCUUCAUGUAGAGACUGACUACUUUAAUAAACUACUUUUCAGUGUAUCAAAUUCACCACUUAACAACUAUGUUAAAUUUACAAUUAUUGUAUUUACUUAUUUUUUUUACAAGUUAUACAUUAUCGUCAUCUUACAAAGAGAAUAAAAUUGUUCAGGAUUUAUUAUUAUAUCCACCGGAUUCAGCCAGACUAUAUACACACAUUAAUCGUGGAAGUUAUUUUGGUUAUUCUGUAGCAACAUACAUUGGACAGUCACAACCAUCAUGUUUAGUUGGCGCACCGAAAGCAAGUCAUGGUAGUAGUAGUAACAGUAUAAAUGAAUCAACUGGAGUUGUAUAUCGCCUUGAUAUGGAUCUUACAUUUCCAUUUUGUUCAGUUGUACCAAUUGCAACUACUGAUGAAUUAAGAAAAGAAGUUGGUACACCAACACCCGGAGUAUCUCAUUGGUUAGGUGGGACUGUGGCAGCUGCAAACAACGCUGUUGAUGGAAUACAACUUGGUUGUGAUUUUCGUUAUUUAUUGAAUUCUGACUUAUUGAAUGAAAUUCCUAAUGAUUUAACAGUUAAUUCGGUUAAUCAAUACAAAUCAUCAGUUAAAUCAAAAAGUUCACUUGGGAUUGGAAAUUGUGCUUUAUAUACUGGAACAUCUAUGCAGUAUGUUUCUGUAGAUCCUUGUCAUAGUCAAGAAGAAGGUGCAUGUCUUGCUGGAUUCAGUGCAGAUGUAAAAGCAGGUAAUCAAUCCGGUGAAGCAUUAGUUGCUUUAGGAAUGCCUGGAAGUUAUUUAACUGAGGGAAAUAUCUUUCUAGGUCGUUAUCGUGGUCGUGAAUUAAUCAAUGCAAUUCGAUUGAAAAGUUCAUCACAUGAUUUAAAGCAUAAGGGUUUUGGUUUAGGAUAUGCUAUUGCUUUAGCCAAAUUAAAUAAUAAUAAUAACAAACUUAGUGGACAAAACAAACAUAUACAAUCAGAUGAUCAGCAACAUUUUCAGUCAAAUAUUAACAUCAUUACAUCAAGUCCAAUGUGGAUUGAUAAUGACUAUCGUGGAAUUAUUAUGAUAUUAAAUCAAGCUAUGGAUUUAGGUGGAAUAACUUAUUUGAAAGAUAAAUGGAGUCAUGUUGGAAGUUAUUUUGGAUAUAGUCUUGCUGUCGCAGAUCUUGAUGGAAAUGGUCUAGUUGAUAUUAUUGUUGGUGCACCAUAUUUUACUCGACGCCAAAAUCAAGAAGGAUUACAAGAUACAAUAAAUUCAAAACAAUUUAAUCAUAAUGAAGGUAUCCAAUGGUCAAAUCUUCUACCUGACAUUGGAAGAGUUUAUAUCUUUUACGGAAAUCAUUUAAAUUUAUCUAAUUUACUUAGUGACUCUAAGCAAAGACCAGAAAUCCCAGAUUAUUUCACUCAAGAUCCUGUGAUUUUAGACGGACCAAAAUCCCCUAAAGGUCGAUUCGGUCAUGCCUUAACAAAUAUUGGUGAUAUCGAUGGUGAUGGAACUGAGGAUUUAGCUGUCAGUUGUCCUUAUUGUACUGAUCCUGAUGGACGAACAGAUAAGGGAGCUGUUUUCAUUUAUUUAGGCAAGAAAGACUCCACACUGGAUACAGAACCUUUUCAGAGUAUAUGGCCUUCUGACUUACCUAAACAAUCUCCAGUAACAAUAUGUGGCAGUACUGAUUUCACCAGUGAUCAUGCAUCAGAAAGCCCACGUUUAUUCACAGCGUUUGGUUGGAGUUUAUCUGGUUCAUAUGAUUUAGACGGGAAUCAUGCGCCUGAUCUUGUAGUUGGAGAUUAUGAAAGUGAUCAAGUCGUAAUGCUUCGAGGACGUAACACUUUAUGGUUUGAUUCACCAAUUUGGGAACUCCCAACACAACCAACCUUAUCAUGGCGAUAUAAAGAUACUUUAACCUGUGAUGAACAGUGCUAUUUUCCAAUUCAAUUAUCUGCUCGAAUUAAUGGUAAGCAACAUUUAUUGAAACAAAUUAAAGAUUGGAAACUUCGACUAUUGAUUAAUUUGGAUUCAGAUGUUGAACAGCCUGAAAAUAAACGUCUCACCAUACAAACAACACGAAAACAAAUGAUUUAUCAGUCAACUGAUAAAGGAAUUAUUGAUAUGCUUGUGGAAUUGAAAACGGAUGAAUUCAUAGAAGAAAACUCUAGUCGGAUAACUUUAUUUGAUUUUAUUGUUAAGCCUUUAACCUCGAAAAUAAAUGCACUUUUAUGGAAACCUGUACGUAUUAAUGUAACACUAAACCCUGUACAUGAGCCAAUGUCCUUUGUUGAACACAAAUCAAUAUCAUCAUGGAUAUUGCAUCCAUUCUUGGGCAGUCGAAACUUUAUUAGUCGUUCAAUGCAAUUUGCCAAUCCAGCCUGUGGCGUUGAUAAUAUAUGUCGACCUGAUUUACAAGUUCAAAUGAUUGAUAUCUCUGAAGGUCCAACUGAUAAAUCAAUUAUUUAUUUUAGAGAGCGUGUUAGUCAAAGAAAUAUUACUGUUCAUAUUGGGAAUUUAGGUGAAAAUGCUUAUUCUACUCAAUUACACAUGAUAUUUCCUGAUCAAUUGAGUUUUAGUAUACCAGAAGGUUUAUCAUGUCAAACUGUGACAUUGAAUGAUUUGAAACAAACUCAAUUAAUUUGUAAUUUAGAUGAUCCAUUGAGUUAUACAGGAAAUGAUCAUUUUUAUUCAUUCACUUUUCAAAUAAAUACAGCUGGAGCAUUUAGACAAUUAGAUGAACCAAUAAACGAUCAACCAGAAAAUAUUUCAGAUCAUGAUCCUUUAGAAAAACUAUAUUCACAUAAUUCUAAUGAUGAUAUGAAAAAACUUGAUUCAUUAUCGAAAAUGAUCCAUAAACCAAACCAUAAAGAUGAUAAUGAAAUGAGAACGGAUGAUUUUUUCAUACAUUCGUCGUCAUUAAGGAGAGAUAAUAGUAAUAAUGAUGAAUAUGAGGAAUUACACGUUAAACCUAUACACCAUUCAUAUAAAGUUAAACGGAAUAAACGUAAUACUUUGUCAAUUCCUAAAGAUUUAACAAUAACAGCUGAAGUGAUAAGUGGAAAUACAGAUGACAAUAUAAAUAAUAAUAAAGCAAGUAUUACUUAUCAAUUGAAAUUGGCUGCUAAAGUUGAACUUUCAUCAUCUGCGUUGGAUCGUACAAUUAUUGAUUUUCGGAAUUUUUCUGUACAACCAUAUGAGAUGCAAAGAAUUCAUCCAGAAACAAUUGGUCCAGAAUUGAAACAUAUUUAUCUUGUUACAAAUGCUGGCCCAUCACCAUUGGAAAAAUUUUGGGUUAAUUUAACAAUUCCUGUACAAACAAGAGAUGGUGAAUAUUUAGUUUAUCUAUUAGAUCGACUUAGAUAUCAGGCAGAAGAUGGUGGACCUCCACGUUUUGAAAAUAUAUCGCCAGAUGUUGUUAGCGCAGAAGGUCAUGUACGCGGAUUAUGUAUAACACCUGAAUGGGCAUUGAAUCCUUUACGUUUAAAUGCAGUUCAUCGUAAUCGUGUAGACGACUUUCCUAAAUCACGAUCAUUAAGUCGAAGUUUUCGAUCACAACUCUCCAUAACAAAAUAUCGACGUUCGGUGAAUAGGAAAAUAAAAAAUAAGGAAUUAUUUUACCUAAAUGAUAAACACAAUUUCAUUGACGAUAAUCAACCAAUUAAUUCAAAAGAUACAAUUAGAAACGCUAGGUCAAUUUUACAUGGUGUAAGAAAACGUCAACAAGAAAUUAUCAAAUGUGGUGAAAAAUUUUCUGAUUUGGGAUAUCCGGUUUGUGCAGUUAUAACAUGUCGUGUGAAUGGAUUAUCACGUGGUGAUGCUGUACGUAUUGUUUUACGAGGUUGGAUAUGGGCUGAUACAUUUUUUCGUUAUAAAAUAUCUGACUUUGCAAUUGUCAGUGAAGCGAAUGCUAAACUUGAAGAAACUGCUUUUGGUAUAAAAAUUGACAGUAAUUUAACUAUACAACCAUUAGCUAUAUCACAGAAUUUUGUUUUUGAAGGUAUUAAUGUAUCAUUAUUUCGUGAAAUUCCAUUAUGGCCAUUUAUACUUGGCAGUGUAUUAGGUUUAGCAUUAUUAGCAUUAUUAAUAUUUACAAUGUGGAGAUGUGGUUUCUUUCACAGAAAACAAAUCUAUGAUAACCAACUUCAACAUUAUCCACAUAAUAAUAACAAUAUUAAUAGUAAUGGAAACAGUAUUAAUCCAAUAUUUAUUGAACCGAGAAAAAUUUGAUAAGAUCAAUAUUAAAAAAAUAGGAACAAUAGAAUCAAACAGUGUUAUUCGUCUUCUGUAUUCUUAAUAGCCUUGUGACA